Messenger RNA from Pipra filicauda (Wire-tailed manakin), 3013 nucleotides. It is a transcript of the gene FARS2, whose product is annotated as phenylalanyl-tRNA synthetase 2, mitochondrial. Gene Ontology annotation, biological process: phenylalanyl-tRNA aminoacylation. The record is from RefSeq and is a predicted model, not a curated record. NCBI's taxonomy places the organism in Eukaryota, Metazoa, Chordata, Aves, Passeriformes, Pipridae. Gene Ontology annotation, cellular component: mitochondrion; cytoplasm. The transcript has 8 exons. The coding region runs from base 1357 to 2613 and encodes 418 amino acids. Gene Ontology annotation, molecular function: phenylalanine-tRNA ligase activity; tRNA binding; ATP binding.
AAAUCUAAUAAUGAGAAACAUAAAGGACAGAAUUAAUUAGGUGUUCCCAUCUAUGGCCUCAUCAAUUCAGAAAUGUUUUCUUUGCAGUGCUUUCCAGUGUUUUAUCAAAUUUAGCCUUAAAUAACUUCCCUUUCUGUGGGAAAAUAUAUUCUACUUUAUAUGGUAUUGCUGUUCAGAAAUGUUUUCUGAUGCUCAGCCUAUACCACCCUCUUCCCUGAGUUCAUCCCACCUUUUAAUUCAUGCCCUUAGAGUCAAGCUGUUUAAUUCCUCUCCCUCCUCUGUGAUUUACACUAUUGUCAUAUUUCUCAAGAGCUGUCAUCCAGCCAGGCCACCUUAUGUAGUUAUUUUGGUAUUUUUUCUGCCCUCUUUUAGAGGAUGUUGAAAUUUUUAACUUAGGAAGCAUAUUUAGCUGUAAAACAAGGACUGAUAUUUUGUUUAAGAGCAACUGAGAGUCUCUUUGUAGCCAGCCCUGUAUCUUUUUUCUUGACUUGUGAUUUCUGGUUUGGCUGGUUGGUUACAAAUGGUACUGCCAAUCACGAUUGCAUCCAAGGUGUUUUGCUAGAGCAAAGUUUCUUCUUCUCUUGAGUUUAUUUUUUGUCAUAUGUCAAUGUGCAUGUGAAUAUGCAUACAGAUGUGUGUAAGUGUGUAUGCAAGCAUGCACGCAGUCAUGUUGUGGUGGUAAAGGUUAUGCCCUUCAUCCCAGAUUCUCUGUGGUUCAGCGCUGGGGAUUGGUGCACAGCUAGCACAGUGCUCUGAGUUUUUUUUCUGAUUACCCAGUCCCCAUGUCUCAGGUAUACGAAAUCAAAGGCAUCCUGCUGCUUGGGAGCAUCCCAGUUCUUCUGCUCUCUGGAUUAUGGGCAUGGGUUUUCUUCUCAGGCGAUACCAGGAGCUAGCUCUACUCAGGUCAGGGACUAGUGCUUAAGUCCUUCCCUGAAAAUCCACUUCAGUAACCAUUUUCUUAUAAAUACUUCUUGUGUGAUUAUUUGCUAGAAGCAAUUCCUGGAUUAAAGUAUCAGUAGGUGUGGAAGUAUCAUGUGGCUGUAAAGUAGUGUGGAGCUGAUAUAAGAAAACAUGUUAUCCAAGGUAAGGUAGAAGUAGAAAGUUCUUGUGUAAUGUAUUGAAAAGGUGCUGUUGGGGAAAGGUAUGACCUCUGAUAAUGGGACAUGUGGAAGAAACUAAUAUUUUUAAUGUUUUUAGGGAAAGAAAAAUUAAGCAAAAUUUUGCUUUACAAUGGAUGUGUAAAUCAUCAAGGAUUAAGUGUAUUACAGUCCCUGAAGAGAAGAAACAAAGCACUGACUAAAGCUAACAGAGCUGAGGGAAGAUUAUCUGUGCUUGCAGAUUAUAAAAAAGUUCACAAUGGCAAUGCUGUGGAAGUUCAUGAGAGUAGCUAAAUAUUCGAAAACAGCUUUAUCACCAAAAGUAAAGGUAAGAGGAAUUCCCACCCAUUCAAGGCAUUCUUCAUCCAAGUCUGUACCUUCAGAUUUUGCUGCCAGUGCACCAUGCUCAAAUACUGUGGAACUGCUUGGUAAAACUUAUCCUCAGGAUGACUACAGCAAUGUCACAGAGAAGAUUCUUUCCAAGGUGGGGAAGAACUUGCACAACAGAAAACAUCACCCACUGUGGCUAAUCAAGGAGCAGGUGAAGGACCACUUCUACAAACACUAUAUAGGACGGCGUGGGACUCCACUCUUUUCUGUUUAUGAUGGUCUUUCUCCAGUGGUUACAGUACAGCAGAAUUUUGAUAGUUUACUUAUCCCUCAAAACCAUGCCAGCAGAAGGAAAGAGGAUAACUAUUACUUGAAUCGUGACCACAUGCUAAGAGCACAUACAUCAGCUCAUCAGUGGGACUUGAUACACUCUGGCCUAGACGCCUUUCUGGCAGUGGGAGAUGUCUACCGGCGAGAUACAAUCGAUAACACCCACUACCCAGUCUUCCAUCAGAUGGAAGGAGUUCGACUCUUCUCCUGUCAUGAGUUGUUCUCCAACAUUAAAGAUGGCGAAGGUUUACAGUUGUUCGAGCGAGGCCAUCGCACUGCCCACAAGCAAGAGUGUCACACCAUGGAGGCAGUGAGGCUGGUGGAGUUCAACCUGAAGCAAGUGCUCACAAAGCUCAUGACUCACAUCUUUGGUGACGGACUACAAGUCAGAUGGGUAGAUUGCUACUUUCCGUUUACUCACCCUUCCUUUGAGAUGGAGAUCAACUUCCAAGGAGAAUGGAUGGAGGUCCUGGGCUGCGGGGUCAUGGAGCAACAGCUUGUUAACUCAGCUGGUGCUCAGGAUAAAAUUGGCUGGGCAUUUGGCUUGGGUUUGGAGAGGCUGGCCAUGAUCCUGUAUGAUAUCCCUGACAUCCGACUGUUCUGGAGUGAAGAUGAACGCUUCUUGAAACAAUUUAUUGGGCCUCACAUUUGGCAAAAAAUAAAGUUCCAGCCACUCAGCAGAUAUCCACCUUUGAUCAAUGACAUCUCCUUUUGGCUGCCUUCUGAGACAUACUCUGAGAAUGAUUUCUAUGAUUUGGUUCGAACUGUUGGUGGAGACUUGAUAGAAAAAGUUGUCCUAGUGGAUGAAUUUGCCCAUCCAAAGUUCCAAAGAUCUGCAACCACUCCAUCCUACUAGAAUUAACCCAAAGGAAGACCCUUAGUCUAUGGCUUGGCUUUACUUUGUGCUUCAAUGUGGACAGUAUCUUCUUACUGUUUUACCCACCACUUCACAGAUGAGUGUGGUGCUUGAUGCUUUCAACCUGAAAGAAAUCGGUUUCUGACAUCACCUUAACCACAGUCUACAUAUGAUGAUGCUUAUUAAUAACUUCCAGUGUAGCACUAUUGCAUAGAAAACUAAGGAACCACCUCUGAUGUCUGGAAAUUUUGGUGGACACUUGUGUGAGUACAAGUUAGCCAGUCAUGGAACUGGGAGAAAACAUGGCUGAAGGAGUUUUUUCUGUGCAAUUCCUCUAAAACUGUCUAGACAAAAUAAUUUUUUCAGGUAGAACUUACGCAGCAAAAAACCCCCAGAUUUA